Molecule: messenger RNA, 2183 nt
Organism: Suillus paluster
Lineage: Eukaryota; Fungi; Basidiomycota; Agaricomycetes; Boletales; Suillaceae
Exons: 3
Coding region: 210-1808 (532 amino acids)
Source: RefSeq, a predicted model, not a curated record
CUAUGCAUUAUGAACAGAGCAUGAUGCAUGACAUUUCUACCAUGGUGCGUGAUUUUAUAUGUCGAAAGUCGGUUUGUUAUCGAAUUUCUUUGGCAUUUUUUCGUCAUGCAUUAUGAGAAUGUCGACUGUAUACACUGUACAGUCAGCUUCAAGUCAGCUUGCAGUUUUUUCUUCAAAGUUCGACUUCAGCAUAUUUCAAAUUUUCCUCCAUGGAUCUUCUUCUUGAAUCUAUAUCAGUAUACCCGUCCCAAAGAGUCAUGCACCCGGCCUUGCGAAACCUCGAAGUAAUAUACACGAUUAGCUCGUACACUGAACGUAGAUCGCUUCCUGCACUUGCAGCCACAUGCCGCGCAUUUGAGCACCCAGCACUUAAUGCCCUUUGGAGGGAUUUACAGUCUCUGGACCCUCUAAUCAGAUGUCUACCAAAUGACCUGUUUGACAGGGAUCAGGGAAUUAUGAUACUUAAGAAACCUCUCGACAACGACAUGUGGGAGACUCUUAGCAGUUACACAUCCCGCGUUCACUCGUUCACUCAAUCCGGCAACCUGACGGGUAUCGAGCUCCUCGGCGAGCUAAUGUUGUCUUGUCCCUUGACACCUGCCUCCUUAUUUCCCAACCUUCGCAAAUUGACAUGGAAUGGCGAUGGAACCCACAGCGCUGCAGAAAUCUUGCGCAUGGCUUCUGUGCCCACCCUAGUGGAGUUGGAUGUGUGGAUGACUUCAACUUCCUCCGCCUUCGUCUCAGUCCUUUCCUCUAUUGGGACCUUGUGUCCUCGCCUCCAGAAUAUGGAAUUAAGACUUCUCCCUGUAGAGUGCACUCGUAAAGUUUCACCAUUCAUCAUACAAACUCUUUCUCAGCUCCAACACCUUCACACAUUGGCGGUAUGGGACCUAGGAAACCAAGGCAUUCAGCAAAUCAUGCAGCUUCCAGCUCUGCAGUCACUGAACUUGGACUUGAAAACAUCGUCAGCUUGGGAGACACGGUCGCAUUUGCAAUUCCCCGGCUUUCAUCCUUUGAAUCUUUUCGGCAUGUCUAUCGAUUCGUUCGAGCGAGCCUCGAACUUCUGGGGUUCACUUCAGGUCGUCAAAAGCAGAGAAAUCGCGGUCGGCUUCACCUCCCAGGCGGCGCAGUCCCCUGCGAUGCUAUCCCAGUUCUUCACCAUCAUGCAAGAGAGAUGCGACAACGACACAUUGCUGCGCUUCCUCCUCCAUGGAUUUUCGAGCAAGGUGCACACAGAAUGGGGUGUUUUCACGUCUUUGCACGCGUACCGUAAUUUAACGGGGUUGCGCAUCGACACUGGCUGUAAGAUAUCCAUCUCUGACGAUGAGCUUUGCCAGCUGGUGAGAGGCUGGCCUAAGCUCCGAACCCUCGAAAUCAGUCGCUGUGUCUCCAUUGAUACCACCACAGUACCUACAUUCCACGGGAUAACACGUUUGCUUCAGCUCUGCCCCGCUCUGUCUUCGCUCGGUCUUGUCAUUGAUACUACCAAGCUGGAAGGCAUAGAUCUUAACUCCCCCUACAGUUGGAGCUACAACCGUCUUCAAUGUCUCACCCUCGGAAAUUCACUCAUCGAGUCCCCGCCAAAGGUAGCUCUCAUCCUGAGCUGCCUCUUCCCCCUCAUCCGGCGGGUCGAGCUUCGUUGUUGGUAUGAGGCCCCGAUGAAUUCGUUACUCCAGAGGAAGUCGGAGAUGGAGUCAUGGGCGUCAGUCAAUAGUAUUCUUAGAGGUGUACUGGAGCGACGCUUCAAAGCUUAUCGAGAUCUCAAUCCUUCCAGUACGUUUUCACUGGCGCGUUACUUAGCUCAAUAGUCUCCGUAUCCAAGCGUCCGGCGCUACUUGUCUGAAUGGCCAUUACUUGUCUUGAUUAGGAUACUCCCCUGACUGUGCUGAACAUGCAUAUCGUCAAACAAACUUCGCCAAAAUGUUGCGCGGCGAACCUCUCACAGAGCUUACCCUGGCUAGAGACUAUACGCAAGCCCAAUACAACGCCCGAGACAGACUCACAGAAUACGAGCACAGCAUGGUUGGGCGGGAAAGGCAGCCAAGUCCUGCCAGCGUGAGGGAUGAAGACAAAGACUGGGAGUUGGCGGUGAUCAUUAUCGCAUGCUCGUCGUUCAAGGGGAAUUACCGGAGGGAGGCAGAAGCACUCUUGAAAGCGUUAUUUACAUGAAAGGCUCGCUGUAC